GAAGCCGUAUGCUCACCGCCUCUCACGCCCUGUAAAAUGCGCCCCCCAUCGAUGAAACCCGACGCUUCAAGCAGAGAAAGAAAGGCGACGAAGAGAAGGGCGAAACCCUCGAUUCUUCUUUUGCUGCUUCUUGUUCAUGUUCUUCUUCUUCUUCUUCUUCUUUUCUUCUCUUUUGGGGCGAGAAGCCUCUCCCUGAAGGCUCGAAGAGAACUGACUGAUGGCGCCAAGGCGUGCGGCACGUUCUCGUCGUCGGCGUCCUCCUCCUCCUCCUCCUCCUCGUCCAGAAGGUCGCUCGAUCGUGACCGGCGAAGAGAUGGGUCGAGAGGAUUCAGAUAGUUACUCGGUGAUACCAAGUGUACAUGUAUGUUGUCAUCGGUUGCUCACCGUCAAGCGAAGAAUGGCCGAGGACAGGAACAACUUCGUCUUCUUCGAUAUCGGGACUGUAAUAGCGGGCAGAUGCAACGCAUCGUCAAUCGACAAUUUAUUGACUCUGUUUUUGUGCUGCUCAAUAAUAAUAAUAAUAAUAAUUCAAUUAUUAUUAUUAUUAUUGAUUUCUACUGCUAUAUUGGGAUUCAACUGCCAUGACAGUGGGAAGCGAUCUGCACACCGCCUCGUGCCUAUAUAACGCGGCCACCAUAGAUAAAACCCGACGCUUUAAGCAGAGAAGAAACGCGAAGAAGAGAGAAGGGCGAAACCCUCGAUUCUUCUUCUGUUGCUUCUUGUUCUUGUUCUUCUUCUUCUCUCAUUCUCUUUCGGGGCGAGAAGCCUCUCCCCGAAGGCGAGAAGAGAGCUGACUGAUGGCGCCAAGGCGUGCGGCACGUCCUCGUCGGCGGCGUCGUCCUCCUCCUCCUCCUCGUCCAGGUGCCACUGCUGGACAAAUUCGCAAAGCGGCUGUUAGAGGAGGCGCAGCUAGAAAAAGAGGAGUCGACCUGAACGAAGGCGAUCGAUUGGUUGGCGGACCGGAUCCUCUUGCGAACCCCAUCCCAUCGAGGAGAUUCUCUGCUCGGCUUCUGGCGAAGGCACGACUCGCCGUAUUCGUUGAGCGUCCAGAGGUUGCUGCUGAUUACAUUGUCACGGAGAAAAAGGAUGGCAGAGAAUCCAGUAGUUUGCGUAGCGAUUACCCUGAUGAGAAGGGAAAUUCCAUGAUUGACUCAAGGAAGAAAACUGGAGCCCCUACCCUCGCUUCAGCUCUUACUGCUCAAAACAAGGAUGUCGGUGUCCAUAACAUUGAUGCACUGGAAGUACCGGCUGUUGUGGACUUCGUAGACAAUAUCUACGACUUUUACAGACAUGCUGAGAAAUGUGGAAGACCUUGUAAAUACAUGGACUUCCAAGCUGACAUCAAUGAAGAGAAGAGAUCUAUGGUGGCUGAUAGGCUGAUUGAAGUGCACCACAGCUUUGGACUAAUGCCCGAGACUUUAUAUCUUACAUUUCAUAUAAUCGAUCAGUACCUAUCAAAGGAAAAAGUGUCGGGAAUGGAGUUGCCACUUGUGGGAAUCAAUGCUCUGCUCAUUGCAUCUAAGUAUGAAGAAUCAAGGUCUCAAAAGAACAUAGACUAUGGUGACAUCUUGUGUCAUGCAUAUACCAAGGAACAGAUGCUGGCUAAAGAGAGAGAAAUUAUGAAGACACUCAAAUGGAAACUAUCUGUUCCCACACAGUAUGUCUUUCUUGUGUGCUUCCUGAAAGCGGCCAUGUGCGAUAAGGAGCUGGAACACAUGGUCUUCUUCUUGGCUGAGCUAGGACUGAUGCAUUACUCCAUGAUCACCUAUUGGCCAUCCUUGGCCGCUGCCUCUGCAGUCUAUGCCGCACGGAGCACCCUCAAAAAGACUCCUCUUUGGACUGAAACACUCAUGCGUCACACGGGCUACUCAGAGCAACAGUUGCGGAAAUGUGCCCAGCAAUUGGUGAUCUUUCACUCCUCAGCGGCAGAAAGUACGCUGUGGGCGGUCUACAAGAAAUAUUCGAGCACUAAAUUUGGAGCUGUCGCCUUGCAUCCGCCUGCUACCGAACUGCUAAGGUCGAAGGAGGUCACCUCAUUCAUCAUGACCGACCAAUGAAGAGAGGGGUUGAGAAGAUUCUGAUAGGUAAUCAAUGAUACCAAGGUAUCAUCAUUGGUAUCAGGAGUGUCAUUGUGGCAGAUGCAAAGCAUGAUCAAUAAACCAAUUCAUUAUCCUGUAUAUUAAGAUCAAUUCUUUGCGUUGUUUGA
Molecule: messenger RNA, 2206 nt
Organism: Musa acuminata AAA Group (dessert banana)
Lineage: Eukaryota; Viridiplantae; Streptophyta; Magnoliopsida; Zingiberales; Musaceae
Product: G2/mitotic-specific cyclin S13-7-like
Exons: 10
Coding region: 798-2057 (419 amino acids)
Biological process (GO): mitotic cell cycle phase transition; regulation of cyclin-dependent protein serine/threonine kinase activity
Cellular component (GO): nucleus; cytoplasm; cyclin-dependent protein kinase holoenzyme complex
Molecular function (GO): cyclin-dependent protein serine/threonine kinase regulator activity
Source: RefSeq, a predicted model, not a curated record